Molecule: messenger RNA, 2916 nt
Organism: Diaporthe batatas
Lineage: Eukaryota; Fungi; Ascomycota; Sordariomycetes; Diaporthales; Diaporthaceae
Exons: 14
Coding region: 1-2916 (971 amino acids)
Biological process (GO): carbohydrate metabolic process
Molecular function (GO): chitin binding; hydrolase activity, hydrolyzing O-glycosyl compounds
Source: RefSeq, a predicted model, not a curated record
AUGCCCGUUAAAUACCUGGUAAGGAUCUUCAUUUCUAUUUUCACUAUCUUCGGAUCCCCAUUCAAUUGCUCAUUCAUGAUUUUCACUAGCUGUUCGCAAUACGGUUUCUGUGGUACCACGGCCGAAUUCUGUGGUAAGGGCUGUCAGUCCAAUUGCGUGGAACAUCCCAAGCCUUCGGGAAAGACUGGAAAGACCUUGAACAGAGUCAUUGGGUACUGGGAAGCCUGGAAUGAUCGCUCAACUUGCCACAAGACUUCGGCAUCUGACCUUCCACUUGAUGCUCUGACGCACGUCAACUAUGCAUUCGCAUAUAUCGAUCCGUCGACCUUCCAGAUCACUACCAUGGAUGUGGCCACUGCAAUCUCUACGUUUGAUGACAUUGGGGCCAUCAAGGUGACCAAUCCAGAUAUUCAGAUAUUUGUGAGCCUGGGAGGUUGGACCUUUUCAGACAAUGACACCGUCACACAGCCUGUGUUUGGCAACAUAGCUGGAAAUGCUGCUAACCGCCAGAAAUUUGCGACCAACUUAUUGAGCUUCCUUACAGCAUAUGGAUUUGAUGGAGUGGACUUGGACUGGGAAUAUCCCGGUGCUCCUGACCGGGGCGGCAAGAAAGACGACACAAAGAACUACGUCGAGCUGUGUAAAACUUUGCGAGAAACAUUUGACAAGUCUGGCCGAACAUUGGGGAUAACAUUCACUGCGCCGUCAUCUUUUUGGUACUUACGCUGGUUCGAUCUUCCUGGGAUGAUGAAAUAUGUCGACUGGCUCAAUUUUAUGACAUACGAUUUGCAUGGUGUCUGGGAUAGUACUAACCCAAUCAGCGGAUCCAUUGUGCAAGGCCACACAAACCUAACAGAGAUCAAACUGGCCACUGAACUUCUAUGGAGAGUUGGCCUCUCCCCGUCUCAAGUUGCCCUAGGGUUUGGAUUCUAUGGCAGAAGCUUCACUCUGGCGGAUCCCAGCUGCACGAAACCUGGUUGCCCGUUUAGCGGUGGUGGUGCAAAGGGAGUUUGCACUGGUACUAGUGGAUGUGAAGACUUCCAGGUAAUACAUGACAAAGAAGCAGCUGUGAAAUAUUUCUCCUGGGACAAAAACCAGUGGAUUUCGUUUGACGAUGAGGAGACGUUCAAGCAGAAGGUUGAUUGGGGCAAUGACAUUGGCUUCGGAGGUUCUCUAAUCUGGGCUUCAGAUCUUGGUUUUCAAUUUUUGGGCCAAGGAUGCUAUGUCUUCAGCAUCACACAGGAUGAUAUCAACCAGUAUGCCUGUGAUAGGGGAUAUGAGAGGGUCGGUGAGGUCAAAAUAGCAGGUUCUAGCUGGGGAGGCAAGCCUGGUGAGUCUGGUACCGGCCGGUGCAGCCGCGGAGGCAAGGCCUUCUGCUGCGAUGUCGGGAUAGAGGCGCUCACUGAUGACUGCUACUGGACCGAAUGCGGUGCAUCUUGCAAGGGCGACGAUGCAAAAGUCGCACAUGCCUACGACAAAGACGGCAAAUGCCUCUACGAUACAGGACUGAAGAGGGGGGAGGGACAUGAUCUAGACAAACGGUAUGAGCGUUAUCUUGGUGGCAACACUUAUUGCUGCAAGAAAGAUCGAAUAGCGUUCAAUAGGUGCAAUUGGGUUGGAAAGGGAGACUGCGCCGACAAUACCUGUGACCGAACGGAAGUUACUCUGCUGACGAACCCAUACGGAGACUCAAGCACAUCCUGCAACUGGUGGCGGUCAAAGGCUCUGUGUUGCCAGCCCAACCAGGACACGCUCCAGACACUAGACUGCGAUGCCGACCUCUGCGCAGACAACCAAGCUGCCUGUGAUGACGAGGCAGGUUAUGAUGACAGUGAUGGCUUUGGUAGCGUAACCAAGCGAUCAUAUAUAUCCAGCGAUGGCCGAAGAUGGAACAGCUAUAGUAGCAGCUUGCACCUUCUCGAAGACAGGGCGAAGACGCGCCCUGGUGACCGACGCAAGAUGAUAUUGAAUAUCCCGAAGGUCGUCGGAUCUAGCAUAUAUGGUGUGCUCAAUUUGGAAAGCAUCCAAUAUCCACCAGGCGCAAAGAUGUUCUCUGGCGACGGGGCCUCGACUGUACCUAUCAAAGGAGGAUUUGCCAUGGCAAGCGAUCUCUGCGACUCGAUCAGCGUCAAGUUCAUUGCCUUCAAAGAUCUCCCGAGCAAAGGCUUCAAUGCCGAACAUAUGCAGGAGAUCAAAAUGGUUCCCCAGUGGCUGACCACCGCGUUGACGGGAGUGCUGCCGUCGGGGAAGAAAAUGCAGGCGGCCGUGAUAGACCCGCAGAAACUCAUUGACCUUUGGAACAAGGACUAUUCUGUGUCACUACCUAAAAUAGGAGUCGAGGUCAAUGACGUGAAAAAUUUGAUCGACCCCAUUACACCUAACGACCGAAUAUUCACCAUCAUCGGUGCGUUCGCAUACCGAAUCGGAAUGACCUUUAUCCCGGCAGACAUGAACCUCAUCAAACGCGACAUAUUGGGCGGCAAUAACCCGCAGGCAAUUGGUAAAUUCAACAAAAACCUCAAAGCCGUGGUCAACAGUGGAGAUAUGGAUGCGGCCAAAAUGAUCAUUGGUCCCCUUCAGAAGACAUUCGGCGUAUUCAAUAUCCUUAACGACGCGUAUCUGGCCGAUUACUUUGACCAGGCCCGCGGGGAUUUCUUAAAAGAGGUCCAGCACAUGCACGACCACAUGCCUGGACUCGAGCCUCUGUUGCCCAUUUGGAUCGAAUUCGAGAAAGAUUACUACGAAACGGCCGCCACUUUCGCCCAAAACUUUAUACUGACUAGGACCUCCUUGAUCGCGGGGAAGUUCUUGGGCGUCCCUACUGGGGCAUUGACUCCAGCCGCCGCAAAAUUGACGUACGAGGCUGCCAAGCUGGCCACUCAGGUAGCUAAGCUCAAGUUCCAGAAGAAGAACUAG